GAGGACUUUUUCAAUCUCACGCACGCAGGCAGGCAGGCAGGAGAUCGAAAUGGCGGCGCCAGCAGAGAGGAUGGAGAUUUCUCAGGGGGAGAGCUCAGCCAAGCCUGCAGCAGAGGAUAUGACAUCAAAGGACUACUACUUUGACUCAUACGCCCACUUUGGCAUCCACGAGGAGAUGCUGAAAGAUGAGGUUCGCACUCUGACCUAUCGCAAUUCCAUGUUUCACAACAAGCAUCUGUUUAAGGACAAGGUGGUGUUGGAUGUUGGCAGUGGGACAGGCAUCCUCUGUAUGUUUGCUGCCAAAGCUGGAGCCAAGAAAGUUAUAGGGAUCGAGUGCAGCAGCAUCUCAGACUACGCUGUGAAAAUUGUCAAGGCAAACAAGAUGGACGAUGUUGUGACCAUCAUCAAGGGGAAGGUGGAGGAGGUGGAGCUGCCUGUGGAAGGAGUAGACAUCAUCAUUUCAGAGUGGAUGGGCUAUUGCCUCUUCUACGAGUCCAUGCUCAAUACAGUCAUUUAUGCCAGGGACAAAUGGCUGAAGCCAGAUGGACUAAUUUUCCCAGACAGGGCAACCCUUUAUGUCACUGCCAUUGAAGACAGGCAGUACAAGGACUACAAAAUCCACUGGUGGGAGAACGUGUAUGGUUUCGAUAUGUCGUGCAUCAAGGAGGUGGCAAUAAAGGAACCCCUGGUUGAUGUGGUGGACCCAAAGCAGCUGGUCAGCAGCGCCUGUCUCAUCAAGGAGGUGGACAUCUACACCGUGAAGCUAGACGACCUGACCUUCACCUCACCGUUCUGCCUGCAGGUGAAGAGGAACGACUACAUCCAGGCUUUGGUCACCUACUUCAACAUAGAGUUCACCCGCUGUCACAAGAGAACCGGCUUCUCCACCAGCCCAGAGUCUCCCUACACCCACUGGAAGCAGACAGUUUUCUACCUGGAUGAUUACAUGACCGUGAAGACCGGUGAGGAGAUCUUUGGCACAAUCAGCAUGAAGCCAAACGUCAAGAACAAUAGAGACCUGGACUUCACCGUAGACAUCGACUUCAAGGGUCAGCUGUGUGAGGUGUCAAAGACGUCAGAGUACAGGAUGCGUUAGUCUCAAUUCCUCCCUGUGUUAGUUAGUCUUUAGUAGAGGACAGAUUAUACUGUUUGACUCAGUCUCUACAAUAGUUUGAUGCUCCCCAUGCAGCAACAUUUUAAUGUUUUCUUUUCUUGUUCAGACGUUCGCAGUAUUUGAAAGAUCUUAACAUGCUUAGGGUCAAAGUGCAUUGUCGUGGCGACGUAGUCACUCAAAACACGCGUGAUGUAUGCCUGAUGUUUGUGUGCAACAUCUUAGGUUUUGUUCAGGGUUUUUUGUCCUUUGCAUGUGCAAGUGUCUAUGUUGUCAUCCAUCCAUACAGACACUAACGCAACCGCCCUGCCGACAUGUCUGCAUACUAUACUGUAGGGUCACUUUGGCCCUCUGUUUGGUCAUUACAUGACCCCGAUUCUGAUCUCUCCUUAUUUUUGAGUUUGUGGAAGCUGUUUGUGGGUUUUCAGAUUUGUCUUCUAAAGAAACCAUGCCUCUUUCACCUGUCAACCAGUUAAUAAAAAAACGUGUUACUGACAAGCAAACUUUCCGCUAAACACCUUAGGACCUAUUCCAUCCCCCCAAAAAAUAGCCAUUUAAUGAAAUAUAAAAAAUACAUGGAUGUGGUUCUGGUGUGAAAGGGGGACCCAAGCUUCCUGGUUUUGGUUUUACCGGCAUUCAGCAUACCCUGAAAAGUGAUCACAAACAUGUCCCAAACUACAUACUAACUCUACACAGUACAGACUACAUAUUAAUUGUCCUAGGAUACUGUUUUAGCAUGUAGUUUAUAAAAUGUUCAGAUACUUUGUCAUUUUAACAGGAUAUGUGUAUGUUGGAUGUAAAUCAACUAUUUUGUAAAGCUACUGCCAAUUAAACUUCAAUGAAACGUCUAAAUAUCUCCUAUGAUUUAGUUUUGUAUUUUUGUUCAUUUUUUUUGUUAGCAAUGUCACCACGACACGCAACUUAAUAAUUGCUGUGAGCAGCUCCUCCGUUUUGGGAGAGACUGGUGUGCAUCAAUGGCACAAUUUAAAAAUAAACUGAGUUAGUCUGAAUACAGUGUGGUUUGAGAGAACCUUAGUUUGUCACUUUUGCUCUGUGAACUCACACCAUAUUAAAAACCUGCUUGAAUUAGUAUGUAGUUUAGAUUUGGGACAAGAGUCAGGAUGCUGAUCUCAUGCAGGCAGCACAAGUUGAUUCAACCUUAAUCAGGUUGAUGGCUGUGAAACUGUUUUUAUUUGGCAUAUGCCAUGUGUGAUAGCUGGGUUGCACCAUCUGCAUUGAUCAGGUCACACCCUUUAAAGAAAACCACACUUGAUUAUCUUGAAGUGUUGAUUUCUGCUGCACCUGAGAGAUUCCUCCCGGCUCCACAUCUGUCAGGGGUCCUGGAGCCAUUGAGUCUUGAUACAAUGUUGGUCUUUAUACAGUGCGUUUGUGGCUGCUAGUUGAUCAUAGCAGUAGUAACCAUGUUUGCACUGCAAAGAUUACUGACUCCCCACUCUUUCUUUUCUUUUUUUUCUUCCUCUUUUGUAUUUUGUUUUGUUGUCUGCUGCUUUUUAAAAAAAUAAAUAAAACUAAUCUGUAGAUGUAACUUUUCUUCAAGUGUAGUGAGCUGUGGUAUUUUCCCUACAGCAUCUUUCAGUUUAUUUUUUUCAUUGCCUCUUUGAAUUGUAUACCCACCCAAUAGGUAUACUUCAAUGCUCUUUUUCUGGUCCUUGAAUGCAUCUUCAGUCUCCAGUACAAAACAAAGCUGCUUGGCAGACCAGGUUGUGCAUUUGCCAAUAUUGUCAUCAGGUGAAGUCUCUAAAAAAACCACUAUGUGGGCAUUGAGUUGAGUUUUUUUCUCACACAUCCUAACCCUACGGUCUAGAAUGAACCCUGUUUGUGAAUGCUGCAGUUUCUGUCCCAGCUCUGAGGACCUGAUAGUGACUUGUUGGGUGUGUAAACAGCUUUUUCCAAGGCCUCUGUCAGAUACUUUAUUGCUUGUAGUCAGAACUCUGACUUGUCCCCUACAUCACAAAUAUAAUUGAAACAUGUCAUCUACUGAUUUAUCUAAGAGAAACAAACACUUUGUUAAAAGGAACUGUGGGGUCUUGAAUGUAGAGGACCUUUCACGUUGUAAAAGAGGGAUAAAAUGUCAGAACGGAUACCAUUGAAUCAGUCUUGCAAUUUUGGAUUGCAUGAAUCAGUCAUUUUGG
This is a messenger RNA of Anoplopoma fimbria (sablefish), 3264 nucleotides long. It is a transcript of the gene prmt1, whose product is annotated as protein arginine methyltransferase 1. The transcript has 10 exons. NCBI's taxonomy places the organism in Eukaryota, Metazoa, Chordata, Actinopteri, Perciformes, Anoplopomatidae. Bases 50 to 1096 code for a protein of 348 amino acids. Gene Ontology annotation, molecular function: protein-arginine N-methyltransferase activity. Gene Ontology annotation, cellular component: nucleus. The record is from RefSeq and is a predicted model, not a curated record.